This is a messenger RNA of Zea mays, 725 nucleotides long. RefSeq lists its product as uncharacterized. The transcript has 4 exons. Gene Ontology annotation, biological process: intracellular sterol transport. Bases 55 to 495 code for a protein of 146 amino acids. NCBI's taxonomy places the organism in Eukaryota, Viridiplantae, Streptophyta, Magnoliopsida, Poales, Poaceae. The record is from RefSeq and is marked provisional. Gene Ontology annotation, molecular function: sterol binding.
GUCCUCGCACCGCACGCAACAAGUACGCAGGCAGCGCAGCCUCGAGCCGUCGCCAUGGCGAGCAAGCACCUCGUCCUCGCCGCAUGCCUCCUCCUCCUCCUGCCCACCGCCUCGGUCGCCACCGACGUCGACUACUGCAGUAAGAAGGACUACCCGGUGAAGGUGAGCGGGGUGCAGAUCCUGCCCGAUCCGGUCGAACCCGGCAAGCCCGCCACUUUCAAGAUCUCCGCUUCUACUGAUAAAACCAUCGAGAAGGGGAAGCUGGUCAUCGACGUAAAGUAUUUCUUCUUCUAUGUGCACUCGGAGACCCGCGACAUCUGCGGAGAGACUUCCUGCCCAGCGACCGGCGACUUCGUGCUGUCCCACCAGCAGACGCUGCCAGGCUUCACUCCGCCGGGCUCCUACACGAUCUACAUGAAGAUUGUCGGGGACGACAACGAGGAGCUGAGCUGCAUCUCGUUCGGGUUCAGCAUCGGCUUCGUCGCGUCCAGCUGAACACGUCCGAGCCCGGGCACGAGAGGCAUCCAGCUCAUGGAUGUAAUUACGUGAAGCACACUCUGUAUCCUAUGACUUUUUGUGGGUGUCUGUGUUCAACUGAGACGUUUUUAUCCGGAGUUGAACAUCACAGUAAAGCAAAGUCACUGAUACCAUGUAAUGGAACUCUGAGCGCUUGAUGGGGCCCGUGUUUUUUAGACUCACAAUAAAGCCGGUUUGUGUUUGUGCCU